Molecule: messenger RNA, 420 nt
Organism: Zychaea mexicana
Lineage: Eukaryota; Fungi; Mucoromycota; Mucoromycetes; Mucorales; Lichtheimiaceae
Exons: 2
Cellular component (GO): mitochondrion
Molecular function (GO): protein-containing complex binding
Source: RefSeq, a predicted model, not a curated record
GCUGUGACCCUGGCCAAGGAAGCUGCGAAACAACCGUCGGUGGAUGCGUUUGUAUUCGUAUCAGCAUCGGACAUCUUUCCCAUGGUGGAUCCACGCUACAUUAGCACAAAACGCCAAGCCGAGCAGUUCCUUUUCUCAAGACCUGAAUUCCGGUCGAUUGUGCUUCGACCAGGUUUUAUGUAUAGCCAUGAACGACCAGCUGCCACACCGCUGGCCGCGGCUAUCCAAGUCGCCAACAUGAUAACCAAGCCGGUGGCCAAGGAACUCGAUACGCUGCCCUACGGUACCAGCUUGACCACGCCGCCGUUGCACAUCGACACCGUUGCCAGUGCAGUGGUUGCAGGCAUUGCGCAAAGGGGGCUCAAGGGCAUCUUUGAUGUGCAAGCCAUCCAGCAGCUGUCUCGUGCACCUGUAUCAUAG